Saccoglossus kowalevskii is the source of this 797-nucleotide messenger RNA. RefSeq names its product MOB-like protein phocein. NCBI's taxonomy places the organism in Eukaryota, Metazoa, Hemichordata, Enteropneusta, Harrimaniidae. The record is from RefSeq and is a predicted model, not a curated record.
CAUGAUAGAGGGCGCAGUAGCAAUGACCUCUGAACCUAAAUCGGAAAGCGAAAAAAUGGCAGUAGUUGAAUCUGGUCCUCCUGCAAUUAUUCGUCGAAAUAAGCCCGGCACUAAGGCGGACGAAUUUUAUAGCUGGCCAGAAGAAUCAUUUGAGGAAAUGGAUAGUACAUUGGCAGUACAACAGUUUAUACAGCAGAGUAUCAGAAAAGAUUAUGCUGAUGUUGAUUCUAUAUUACAUCCUCCUGAUAGCCAAGAUGAAGGUGUUUGGAAAUAUGAACACCUCAGACAAUUUUGUCUUGAGCUGAAUGGAUUGGCUGUGAAGUUACAGGCUGAAUGUCAUCCAGAUACCUGUACGCAGAUGACGGCAACUGAACAGUGGAUAUUUUUAUGUGCCGCUCACAAAACACCUAAAGAGUGUCCAGCUAUUGACUACACAAGGCAUACAUUGGAUGGGGCAGCUUCGUUACUUAAUAGCAACAAAUAUUUCCCUAGCAGGGUUAGUAUAAAGGAAUCAUCAGUAGCUAAACUAGGAUCAGUAUGCAGACGUAUUUAUAGAAUAUUUUCACAUGCUUAUUUUCAUCAUAGGACAUUAUUUGAUGAAUAUGAGAAUGAGACUUAUCUUUGUCGGCGAUUUACAACCUUCGUGGUGAAGUACAAUUUGAUGUCUAAAGACAAUCUGAUAGUGCCAAUCUUAGAAGAGAUUCAACAAGGAGAAACUGAUGCCUAGUUGUCAAUAUUUAUUUGUUUGUUUUUAUUAUUGCAUUACUUCUUUAUUAAAAACUGUACAUAUCUCAAAA